AUGCCGAAAGUGGUGUCCCGUAGUAUCGUCUGCAGCGACAGCAAGGCUGAGGAGGAAUACAGCGACGACAAGACACUGAACGUCUACUACUGUCUGUGCGGACAGUUGUCACUGAUUUUGGACACACCUAUGGAUCGGCUGCCGCUGCGACAGAAAGACAUGUCGCGUGUGAUCGAUAGUCAGCGACACGUCUAUAAGCUAUCGGUGGACAUGGAGGCAGCCGAAGACGUGGUAUAUCUGCGACGAGACGCAGGCGUCGAGAGGCAGUACCGGAGAGGGUGUCGCAAGUGUGGCCUAAGACUGGUCUACCAAUUGGAGCGCAAGUCGAGCGUAUACUUCGUAAUGAAUGGCGCGAUGGUGUCCAACACUCGGGACGCGUUGACUCGUAUGGCGACCUCCGCGGCGACCGCCGUCACGGAUCAGAAGCGAAAGAUCACCAAAAGGACCAAAGAUAUGGGCAAAUUCAGUUCAGUCACGGUCUCCACAGUGGACGAGGAGGAGGAUGAGAUCGAGGCCCGGGAGGUGGCCGACAGUUACGCCGCCAACGCCCGCAUCAUUGAGAAACAGUUGGAGAGGAAAGGGAUGAUUAAACGCAACAAAACCGAUGUCGUCGUCGAGGAGACCGCCGCUAAACCCAAACCCAAGGGUACGCUCAUCGACAAAGUCUUGUAG
Molecule: messenger RNA, 672 nt
Organism: Oppiella nova
Lineage: Eukaryota; Metazoa; Arthropoda; Arachnida; Sarcoptiformes; Oppiidae
Source: the annotation of a GenBank genome assembly